This is a messenger RNA of Pocillopora meandrina, 1434 nucleotides long. The record is from the annotation of a GenBank genome assembly. NCBI's taxonomy places the organism in Eukaryota, Metazoa, Cnidaria, Anthozoa, Scleractinia, Pocilloporidae.
AUGGCGACUGCCCAGAGAAGGGGUGAAGAUACUUCACCUUAUCAAAGGUUGGAAAAAGAAGCCGAGUGCCCAUUGUGUCAUCAAACAGUAGAGGAACCUAAACGACUACCUUGUAACCACUCAUUCUGCCUAAAAUGUCUCAACAGACAAGCAGUGGAUGCAACAGUUGACGGGAGAUCAGACAUUAUCUGCGUUGCUUGUCGAUCGUUUGUCAAGAUUCCCGGCAAAGGUACAUUUGACGAACUUCCAACUCCUUUCUACCUCAACAGACUAGCAGAAGUUGUUUCCAUUGCAGCCUUCGAUUCUUGCGAGAAAACCUGCUGGAUGUGCAACCAGAGCAAAACCUUGCGUUGUUACUGUUUCGAGUGCCAGAAAUUUAUGUGUGGAUCUUGUGAAAACAAUCGUAAGUGUGGAACUUUAGCCCAAUCUCAUCGCACCGUCCUGAUCCAGGAUCUCACAGAACAAGAUUUUGAAAGAAUCAUCCGAAGGCCUGUCAUUUGUAAAACGGAAAAACACGAGAAACUAGUAGAAUUUUAUUGUCACGACUGUAAAGUUUGCAUUUGUAAACUGUGCGUGAUUAAAUUCCACAAUAUUCAUGAUGUCGAAGGCAUCGAGCAAGCCUCAGAGAAAAGCAAAGUGAACGUGAUGGAUUCUGUUAAGAAGCUCAAGAAUGUAUUGAGUGAUUGUGAAACAGAGAUUGAGAGACGUAAAAAGGGUGCUCUUAGAAUAGAACGUAACAUAAAGACAGUUGAAGAGGAGGUUCACAAGAACGUGGAAGAACUUAUCAUGAAACUGAGGUUAUAUGAACAGGAAGCUCUAGCAACGUUACAAAACUUGGGAAACAAAAAUCAAAGUGCCUUUAAAGAGCAACAAGAAAAAAAUGAAUCACGACUAGCAAUGUUGAAAGAUUUUCUUUCCUAUGGGGAAACUGUGUUGCAAAGUGAUUUGCCCCUUCCAGUUCUGGAUGAGCACUUCACCUUUGUAGAACAGUUUGGACAGACUUUACAGGUUGAAGAUGAGGAUAGUUUUGAACCACUUCAAGUUGAUUAUGUCCCAAACGAGGAAUUUACGGAAGUAUUGAAGGCUAGUUUAGGUAACAUUGUUGUUCGUUCCACAGACAUGACAAGAUCUGUGCUUGAGGGAAACUUCUCAAAGACAGUGAUGGAAGGGGAGGAGACUUGCUUCACAAUCAUCACAAGAGAUCAAGAUGGAGAAAGUAUCUAUUGUGAAGAUGAUUUGGUUGUUGUCAACAUUUCCACUUCUACAGAGGAAGAGUUAUGUAAAGAAAUAGAAGACAAUCAAAAUGGUAGUUACAAAGUGACCUGCAUCCCACAAAGUAGUGGCAAGCACAAGGUAUCUGUGGAGAUUAAUGGUGAACCACUGGCUGGGAGUCCAUGGACAUUUGAUGUAAUCUCACCUGGUGAUCUCACUUGA